AGCAGGGUUCGGUCCGAGCCCAAUGAUACAAUACCUCGUUGGUUGGCUGACAAACGACGUCGUGGCAUCCGCGUAGCUCUGUUCAUCGCCAUAGUCUCUUUCUCGUUGGUGUAGCUAGGCUUCAACUUCAAUCGGCGGCGCUAAAGCUGAACUGAUAAUGGGUUCCCACUCAUUUUACCGAAGAUAAAGAAGAUUAAUCGAAAAAAAAAGAUUUGGGUUUUGCUUAAAAUGUCGAGGUUUCGAUCACUUUUACAAGCUUCCUUGAAUGCUACCAGGAAAGCUCUCACAUGGAAUGUUGAUGAUUUGAUGCCCCCUAGUGAAAAGUAUAUCUUCAGUUUCAAUUGUAAAGAAGAGAUCAAGAAAUGGCAUCUUUACUCAGAUUCGGAAUAUGGAGGGUUAUCUUCAGCGUCAUUGGAAGUAACUGAUGAAGGAGAUGGUUUAAAAGGAUUAUUCUCUGGAAACCUCUCUUUGGAUAUGAUGGAGGGAUCUAAUUGGAAGAUAAGUAGAAGUGGCUUUUGUGGAAUGCGUUCGAAGAAGUUUAAUGGCUUCAUUGAUUUGGAUUCAUACGACUCAAUAGCCUUAAAACUCAAAGGAGAUGGUCGGUGCUACAUAUCCACGAUCUAUACAGAAAAUUGGGUAAAUUCACCCGGACAGCAGGAAGACAAUUCUUGGCAGGCUUUUGUUUAUGUACCUGCAGGCAAUUGGUAUAUUGCUAAGAUUCCUCUAGCUCGAUAUUUACCAACAUGGAGGGGUAAUGUCAUUGACGCAAGUAUGGAAAUGAACCCAUCUCGUAUUCUCGGCAUGUCACUAUCAGUAAACGCUGAAGGUGGUGUCCCCGGUGCUAAAUCUGGGCCUGGUGACUUCAGAGUGGAAAUGGAUUGGAUUAAAGCAGUUAGAACUGAGUAAGUUGUUAGUUAGAUCACAGGACUUAAUAAUAAAAAUCAAAUCUUGUAUGAAACUUUGUAUCCAAUUUUGUCUACAUUUUAUCUUCCCAUAUGCAAAGAAGCUUAUUUCCAGUGCAGCAACAUUUCUCAUUCUUUGUUUAAAAGUCGAGUGAAGAUAAUCAACACAGCAAAUACAGGGUUUUUUCAGAGAUCUGUAA
Molecule: messenger RNA, 1102 nt
Organism: Spinacia oleracea (spinach)
Lineage: Eukaryota; Viridiplantae; Streptophyta; Magnoliopsida; Caryophyllales; Amaranthaceae
Product: probable complex I intermediate-associated protein 30
Exons: 7
Coding region: 229-906 (225 amino acids)
Biological process (GO): mitochondrial respiratory chain complex I assembly; mitochondrial electron transport, NADH to ubiquinone
Cellular component (GO): mitochondrion
Source: RefSeq, a predicted model, not a curated record